This is a messenger RNA of Leishmania braziliensis MHOM/BR/75/M2904, 3717 nucleotides long. RefSeq lists its product as hypothetical. Gene Ontology annotation, molecular function: protein binding. The coding region runs from base 1 to 3717 and encodes 1238 amino acids. Lineage: Eukaryota; Euglenozoa; Kinetoplastea; Trypanosomatida; Trypanosomatidae. The record is from RefSeq and is a predicted model, not a curated record. The transcript has a single exon.
AUGCCGCCUUCACUUUCCUCAGACCCGCUGACAAUCGUCGCUGCCGCGGCAGGAGUUGUAGCCGGGACCGCUGUGUUCGCCUGGGGCAUUUUGCAUUGGGAUCGGCGCCAGCAGCGGCAUGAGGGCCCUGAUUCCCCGGAUUCCUCGUGGACAGCCCAGCAGGUUGCAGCAUGGCUCCGUGAAAACGGCGUCAGCAAGAGUUCUGUGAUGUUGUGUUGCCGCUACAGGGUGGAUGGCGACACACUGAUGCGGCUGACAGCGCAAGAUCUCUAUCACAUGAGCGUACCGUUGCGCGACGCGCGAAUGAUCCUCGCAGCCAUAGAAGAUGUACGGAACUGCCCUGUAAUUUUGUCCUCUGUGCUGCCGCGCUCUGUCUCGCGCCGGAGGUCAAGCCCUUCUCUGCGAAGUGCCCAGCUAGCCGUUCCCUCCUCGGCUGAGCAGUUCGAGGCCGCCUGGCGGGCGCUGGUGCGAACCUUUACCCUGCCCGCAAACAACUCAUCACCAGCCGAGCAGCAGCAGCGAUUGGCGGUAUACACUGGGACCCUUUUGGAGAGCUUUCAGGUGCUGACUGUGAGCGAGCAGGCGACUGCACUGUCGCUUGUGGCCGCAGCUGAAAAGGUCCGUGUCUUUCCCUCUGGUAACAUGUCGCGGGAUGUGCACCCCGCGCCGUUGUCCACUGACACGCCUACGGAUACGUCUUUCUCCAUGGAGGCGAUGGAGGAGAAGCUGAAGCCUUUGCAUGGUAUGCUCGACGGGUUUCUGGACUUCCUGCGCUCUCCAGACCUGGACGCGGUGGCGCCAGCCGAAUUCGAGGAGCUGGGCGAGCGAGUUGCAGCGCAGGUAAAGCGGGUUUUGCGGGUUGCGGAGCAGCUGCCCCCCGAGCUCAAAAGCCUCCUCCGCCGCAAGUGCGACGAUGUUUUUGAGGCUCUCUCCAACCGCCAACGAACUAUGCCCGGUGCCUCUGGCAGCAAGGCGCCCGACAGGGCAACGCUAAUGCAGGCCCUCCGCAAUGUGCUUUCUGUCGUGGAAGACCCAGCACUGCGGGCGUUACCCACUGCGCAGCGCAUGCAGGUUCUGUCGUCGCUGGCCAAGAAAGCGGAGGCGAUCGAGGCCAUUGUGGCGGGCUCCGUGUCGCACGCGCCUAAGGAUGCGGAGGUUCUCAGUACGGUGCAGUCGCUGCUUCGCAUUAUUCAGGAGGAGACUCGUGCCAGCCAGCGAGAGGCUGAGGCCGAUGCUCAGCCUGCCGCCGACGAGGAGGGCGAGGAAGAGAAGGUUCCAGCCGCCGAGGAUGCAGACGCUACAGGCGGGUCGAUUUCUGUAAUUGUCGCGACUGUGCAGGAUGUUCAGGCCACCCUCCAGUCGGAGGCAUUCCAGUGCGCGCCGGCAGCGGCCAAAGUCGAGUUGUGCACCUCCCUACUGCAGCGAGUCACAGCGCUAGAGGACAACCUGGCUGCACUGCCGCCACCCGCGCAGGCUAUGGUGCGAGAUCUUUUAUUGAACACAAAGAAGGUGCUCGCCGUCAUGAUGGCCACAGCGGAGGGCGAGGGAGGUCAUGGCGCAGAGGACUUGCCAGCGGAGGAUGAGGCCGACGAGGAGGAGCAGGACAGUGACGGUGAUGCCGAGGCAGCCCAGGCUGAGCGGGAGAAGAGUGAGGGGGCCAACUCUAGCACCGGCAUAGAGGCAAGCGUGGCGCAGCUGGAGAGGAUCUUUGACUUUCUAACCUCCGACUCGCUGGGGAAGGCCACGGUGAGGGAGCGACAACAGGUGGCGUCAAAAUUGCUGCAGCAGGUGGAGGCGAUCAAGUUAGACGUGGCAGCGCACGAUACUCAGGGCACCCUCAUCAGGGAGCUCAUCGGGCCUCUUGAGGAGUUACUGUUCGACAUGGCUGGCAAUCACUCCGCGUCUCCCGAGUUUCUCGAGAUUACUGCCCCCCUUAGGGAUGUGCAACUGCUUUUGACCAGCGAUUCAUACCGACAGCUGCCCCGCUCCGAGAAGCUUCGCAUUGCCGGAAAGGUUUUGCCGCAACUGCACCAGCUGACGUCGUCCUUCUCCUCCUUGUCGGACUCUGAGCGGGUAGCAGCCGAGGCGCUAGUACAGCCAAUCAACGAGGAGCUGCUGCGCCUGUCGCGCCGCUGUGACCCUGCUACGGGGUCAGCACAGGAAGUGCUUAAUCGUCUUCAAGCGGUUAUGCGCUCCAUCCAAGGCGCCGAGUUCACCACUAUGUUGCCGGCGGAAAGGAGCUCCUGGGCCAACAACACUGUGGCGGAGCUGGACCAGCUACGUGACUGCUGUGUAACUCUUGGUGCUAAGGGUGAGGAGGUACUUCCUCUCAUCGAGCGCCUUCGAAACCAAUUAAGUGGGUUGCUCCCCGACCGCUCAGAUGCCGAGGGAGACGAAGGCCAUGGUGACUCCUGUGAUGGCGAACACGUCAGCGAUGGUGACAACGGCGAGGCUCAGCAGAAGCAGGAAGGGAAACCGGCGGAUCUUGUCUGGGGUGCGGUGCGUGACUCGCGUGCUGAACUGCUGGCUGCUGAGAGGACAGCGACGUCUUUACCACCGAAGCGACUGAAGAGAAUGUUGCGAGUGAUGAGUGAAGCGGCAGAGCUGCCAGGCAUGUCAGCACAACAGGAAGCGGCGCUGCAAGAGUUUGGUAAUCUCCUGCGCCGCCACGUGGAGGCCAUGACUGGCCAGGCGAACGACGGCGGCGGCGGUGCCAAAGUUGCUGACGCGGAGAGUGACUGUGAUGAGGGCAACGCGGCGCUACACGCUCUUCGCCGAUCCCUGCAAAUGUUGAUAAAUGAGGUGCACGGUGAGAACAAGGCAACGACAGCGGAGCUGUCCGUGGUGGCGAGAAAGACAGAGGAACUUAUCUCAGGCGCCGAUGAAGCCAACAUAAACUGGCGCGGAGACUCGCAGUGCGCCCGGGCGAUGCGGAGCAUUUUGGAGGCUCUGCAGCAGUUGCGCGGCAGCGAGGAUGGCGCGAGUGGCGCCAGGGUACCGAGCAAGGUAGAGUCGGUACUCCAAUCAUCUCUCGAGGGCCUCAUCGCAAACCCGCCGACCAGCAUGGAGGACUUCGCGCCGUACAUUCGUGUGCUAGAGCUGACUCAGUCGUCGGCAGAGCAGUUGACGAAUAGGGAGCUGAUGCAUCUCAAGAGACUCCAGGAGGCUGUGAUUAAGGCCAUGCAGCAACUUCCAGAGCUGCCGCCCCCUAAUAGAGAGAAGAACGGGCCGAAGGCCGACGACGAGGCAGAGGAGGGUUGCAACGACGAGGAGGUGGACCGCGUAGAGGCAGUGUUUGACACCCUACGGCAAAUGUCGUACAAGCUGCGCGAAGGCCCCUUUUCGGCAGAGGAACUGGACGAGUUCGAGAAGGUCCAGGAGGAUCUGGCGCGCUUUCUGGCCGACGAGGGGGUUGAUGUAGGGGAUUCCAUCAAGGCUGUGCGGGAGCAGAUUCGCCUACAGCGUGAAGCACUCACAAACGGCGAGGCUGGCGACGAGGAAGAGCUUGAGCUGGCCGGGAACAAAGAGGACGACAUCGAUGUGUUACAGUCAGAGCUGCAAUGCGCUGAGCAACAGACCUUGGACUCACUGCCGGCGGAGGGCACGGACGCGUUCAACGAAGACGACGACGAUGGUGUUUGUAGCAACGGUGCCGCCGUCAUAUCCGGCCUCUCGCCUGGCUAUGUGCAACACGCCACGGGCGGUGAACGAGUUUGA